ACACCUGUCUCUGUAAAUCUCCUGAAUAGUGGGAAGUUCACAUCUACAGAUGCACUGGGCUGUCCGCACCACUCUCUGCAGGGUCCUGCGAUUGAGGGAAGUACAGUUCCCAUACCAGGCAGUGCUGCAUCCACUCAGGAUGCUCUCUAUUGUCUCUCUGUAGAAAGUUCUUAGGAUUUGGGGCCCACAACAAGCAACUUCAACCAUCUGAGGAGAAAGAGGUGCUGCUGUGCUCUUUUCACAACACAGCCGGUCAAAAAUGACAAGGAAUUUGUGUACGGGAAUCUAGAGCUCAACACACCAGUUUUGCUGUCUCUGUCCAGAUAUUUAAGAAGUGGAGCAAGGGAUUCACUCAAUCAUCCUUCCUGCUCAGACUGUGGGGAAGGAUUCACUGAAUCAUCUGACCAACUGGCACACCCAUCAUUUUGCACAGGGUGGAACGAUUCACCUGAUCAGACAGUGGAAAUGGAAUCACUCGGCCUUCUCAACUGAAGGUACAUCAGCUAGUUCAUACUGGGCAAGGCCAUUCACCUGUUCUGUGGGUGAGGAGGGAUUCAGUCAGUCUUUCCACUUGUGGACACACCAGUCAGUUCACACUGGGCAGAGGCUGGUCAUCUGUUGAAUUUUGGGGAAGCAUUCACUCGGUCAUCUGACCGAAUGGCACACCAGGGAGUUCACACCGGAGAGAGGCCGUUCACCUGCUCGGAAUGUGGGAAAGGAUUCACUUGCUCAUCUAAACUGAAAUUACAUCAGCGUGUUCACAGUGGGGAGAGGCCGUUCACCUGCUCAGACUGUGGGAAGGGAUUCACUAUGUCAUCUAAUCUGAAGGUGCAUUGGAGAGUUCAUACUGGAGAGAGGCCGUUCACCUGCUCAGACUGUGGGAAGGGAUUUACUUGCUCAUCUAAACUGAAAUUACAUCAGCGUGUUCACAGUGGGGAGAGGCCGUUCACCUGCUCAGACUGUGGGAAGGGAUUCACUAUGUCAUCUAAUCUGAAGGUACAUCAGAGAGUUCAUACUGGAGAGAGGCCGUUCACCUGCUCAGACUGUGGGAAGGGAUUCACUAUGUCAUCUAAUCUGAAGGUGCAUUGGAGAGUUCAUACUGGAGAGAGGCCGUUCACCUGCUCAGACUGUGGGAAGGGAUUCACUAUGUCAUCUAAUCUGAAGGUGCAUUGGAGAGUUCAUACUGGAGAGAGGCCGUUCACCUGCUCAGACUGUGGGAGGGGAUUUACUUGCUCAUCCAAACUGAAAGUACACCAGCGAGUUCACACUGGGGAGCGGCUGUUCACCUGCCCGGACUGUGGGAAGGGAUUCACUUGCUCAUCCGAACUGAAAGUACACCAGCGAGUUCACACCGGAGAGAGGCCAUUCAUCUGCUCAGACUGUGGGAAGGGAUUCACUCAGUCAUCCCAUCUGAAGGUUCACCAGCGAAUUCACACUGGGGAAAGGCCGUUCAUCUGCUCAGACUGUGGGAAGGGAUUCACUUGCUCAUCCGACCUGAAGGUCCACCAGCGAGUUCACACUGGGGAGAGGCCAUUCAUCUGCUCAGUCUGUGGGAAAGGAUUCAGCUGGUCUUCUCAACUGAAAUCACAUCAGAGAGUUCAUACUGGAGAGAGGCCAUUCACCUGCUCAGACUGUGGGAAGGGAUUCACUGCGUCAUUCCACCUGAAGAUACAUCAGAGAGUUCACACUGGAGAGAGGCCAUUCAUCUGCUCAGACUGUGGGAAGGGAUUCACUCAGUCAUCCCAUCUGAAGGUUCACCAGCGAGUUCACACUGGGGAGCGGCCGUUCACCUGCUUAGACUGUGGGAAGGGAUUCACUUGCUCAUCCGAACUGAAGUUACAUCAGCGAUUUCACACUGGGGAGCGGCCGUUUGCCUGCUCAGACUGUGGGAAGGGAUUCUCUGUUUCAUCCCAGCUACUGAGUCACCAGUCAGUUCACACCGGGGAGAGGCCAUUCAGCUGCUCGGAGUGUGGGAAGGGAUUCACUAUGUCAUCUAAUCUGAAGGUACAUCAGAGAGUUCAUACUGAAGAGAGGCCGUUCACCUGCUCAGACUGUGGGAAGGGAUUCACUAUGUCAUCUAAUCUGAAGGUGCAUCGGAGAGUUCAUACUGGAGAGAGGCCGUUCACCUGCUCAGACUGUGGGAGGGGAUUUACUUGCUCAUCCAAACUGAAAGUACACCAGCGAGUUCACACUGGGGAGCAGCUGUUCACCUGCCCGGACUGUGGGAAGGGAUUCACUUGCUCAUCCGAACUGAAAGUACACCAGCGAGUUCACACCGGAGAGAGGCCAUUCAUCUGCUCAGACUGUGGGAAGGGAUUCACUCAGUCAUCCCAUCUGAAGGUUCACCAGCGAAUUCACACUGGGGAAAGGCCGUUCAUCUGCUCGGACUGUGGGAAGGGAUUCACUUGCUCAUCCGACCUGAAGGUCCAUCAGCGAGUUCACACUGGGGAGAGGCCGUUCACCUGCUCAGUCUGUGGGAAAGGAUUCAGCUGGUCUUCUCAACUGAAAUCACAUCAGAGAUUUCACACUGGAGAGAGGCCAUUCACCUGCUCAGACUGUGGGAAGGGAUUCACUGCGUCAUUCCACCUGAAGGUACAUCAGAGAGUUCACACUGGAGAGAGGCCAUUCACUUGCUCAGUCUGUGGGAAGGGAUUCACUCAGUCAUCCCACCUAAUGGCUCACCAGCGAGUUCACACUGCGGAACGGCCGUUCACCUGCUUAGACUGUGGGAAGGGAUUCACUUGCUCAUCCGAACUGAAGUUACAUCAGCGAGUUCACACUGGGGAGCGGCCGUUUGCCUGCUCAGACUGUGGGAAAGGAUUCUCUCUUUCAUCCCAGCUACUGAGUCACCAGUCAGUUCACACCGGGGAGAGGCCAUUCAUCUGCUCAGUCUGUGGGAAGGGAUUCAAUUGGUCAUCUCACCUGCAGAGACACCAGUCAGCCCACACGGGGAAAUGGCCAUUCACCUGCUCAGUCUGUGGGAAGGGAUUCACUCAGUCAGCUCAAUUGAAGGUACAUCAGCGAGUUCACACCGGGGAGAGGCCGUUCACCUGCUCAGUCUGUGGGAAGGGAUUCAAUUGGUCAUCUCACCUGCAGAGACACCAGUCAGCCCACACGGGGAAAUGGCCAUUCACCUGCUCAGUCUGUGGGAAGGGAUUCACUUGGUCAUAUAAGCUGAAUAGACAUCAGCGAGUUCACACUGGGGAGAGGCCGUUCACUUGCUCUGUCUGUGGGAAGGGAUUCGCUGAGUCAUCUGAACUGAAGAUACAUCAGCGAGUUCACACUGGGUAGAGGCCGUUCACUUGCUCUGUCUGUGGGAAGGGGUUCGCUGAGUCAUCUGAACUGAAGAUACAUCAGUGAGUUCACACUGGGUAGAGGCCGUUCACUUGCUCUGUCUGUGGGAAGGGAUUCGCUGAGUCAUCUGAACUGAAGAUACAUCAGCGAGUUCACACUGGGUAGAGGCCGAUCUCCUGCUUAGAGUUUGGCAUAAGAUUCUCUCAGCCAAAUCAACCGAAUGUGCAUCAUUGAGUUCACACUGGGGAGAGGCUUUUCACCUGCUGUGAAUAUGGGAAUCGAUUCACUCAGUCCUCUAACCAUAUGCAACUCUCACUUCGGCUAGCAGCUUAACUUUUAGAGUGAUAGCUCCCCAACCCAGCCAACUUAAGAAAUCUCAUUUGGGUGGAUGCUUCAUGAUGUGUCCCGUUCCAAAUCAGUACACUGAAAUAACAAACUGUACACAAUAUGUGAUUAAACAAUUGAGAUUUAUAAUUCCUACUUAGACUAUAGGGUUAGUAAAGAAAACAAAAAGAAAGAAAAAGGGCCCAGUCUCUCCUCUCUCCAUUCACAUCUUCUCAUCUCUCCCCAGCAAAAGGUGGUGAAAUUCUCUCUUCCAGACUCACAGGAAAGAACAACAUUUCUGCCAUUGGAGAGCCCCGCACUCCCAAACCCUGUUAUCUCUAGUCAUAACCUAAACAUUGUUGCUGCAGAGAAUCAAUUACCUUAGCAGUGAAACAUUACAUAGAGGCCAUUACAGUAGCCGUGAAACCUUGCAGCAUGUUAUACUUGUGACUCACCGCCGGGUUCACACUGGGCAGGAAGUUUCAAUAAGCUGUAUGCUGGAUAUUUCUCCAUCCAUUGCUGAAUGCGAUUUCAAGACUGACUGUUGGUGCUGAACUCUGCAAUUAUUGCUGCUGCUCACCACACCCAGUUCUGCACCCUGGUCACUGGGCAUGGGAGGAGUUUCUUCUGCUGCACAUUCUCCUUUAAUGGGACUGGAGUUUAAUAUUCUGCAUCUGAGACAAAUAAAUCAGUUCUAUUUUAAACUUUGUCUUUGGAACUCUGUGAGUUUACAACACAACUAGUGGACUCAGGCCGGCUGGACCCUGCCAAUGAUUCUAUUCCUUGACAGUCCUUUUAAAUCAUCCCCUAUUGUUCAUCUCCUGCUUCCCUGUGGUGAUGGGUUCCAAACCAGUGGUGAAGAGGUUUCCCUUAAUUUUUCUACUGACUGAAGAAGUCACACAUAUUGCAGUUCUGUCUGAGAUGUUCUUCACCCCUCAGAUCUCUGGGCUGAUGAAGAAUGACAUUGGGAGUUAACCUCCUUAUUCAGGGCACAUUUCCAUAUUUUGGGCCAUUUUCCCUGCUUCUAAAGGGUUGUUAGAAAACACCACUCUACUCUAAAGACUGAAAGCCAAAUGGGAAACCAUCCAUUGGAUGUUCAACGAAGCAGGGUCAGAAACCAGAGGCGAGUCCGCACAUUGCAGAGUUUGGGGCUCUGGACAAUGGUCGGGAUAAGAAUGUAUGGUGAGGAGAAGGGAAUCAGCAGCGGGACGUGGCAACAAAUGACAGAUAGCAAGAUUUGGAAGCUCAUUUGAUGGAAAAUAAUUCAGUUGUCUGACUGACAACACAGACAAUGCCUGUUGUGAGAUUCCUCAUUUGUUGAGGCACAUGUGUGUUCAGAAUGGUAAUAUCUAUUGAAGGAGUUAUUCCUGAUUGUUUAUCCUGUAAUAUUAUAUCUGGAUAGUUAUUUUUGAUUAACCUGUCUGUUAUAAUGUAUUGAUUAUAAUAUAAAUUGUGAGAUUCUGUCCCUAACUGGAUAUGGCUUCAAUUUAUGGUGCCUUAAUGAGGUGAUA
Molecule: messenger RNA, 5129 nt
Organism: Hypanus sabinus (Atlantic stingray)
Lineage: Eukaryota; Metazoa; Chordata; Chondrichthyes; Myliobatiformes; Dasyatidae
Product: zinc finger protein 850-like
Exons: 2
Coding region: 658-3291 (877 amino acids)
Biological process (GO): regulation of transcription by RNA polymerase II; central nervous system development
Cellular component (GO): nucleus
Molecular function (GO): DNA-binding transcription factor activity, RNA polymerase II-specific; RNA polymerase II cis-regulatory region sequence-specific DNA binding
Source: RefSeq, a predicted model, not a curated record